AUGGACUCACUCAAAAAAGUGCUUUCUAACAUUCUCGAAAGCGGUUCAUUCUCUGAUCUCACAUUAAUUUGCGGGUCAAAGAUCUUCAGAGUCCAUUGCUGUAUCAUCUGUCCUCAGUCGAAGUUCUUUUGUAAGGCCCUGGAUGGACCAUUUCAAGAAGCCUCCUCGCGAACAAUCACCCUUCACGAUGACGAUCCGUCAAUUGUCGAGAAGAUGUUGCAUUACCUAUAUGAAGCGAACUAUGAAGAUGGCUCAGCAUCGAGCCCUUUUGAAAUCACCUGCACAGACAAUCAAGAUGAAAUUUUGAGGCAAGAAGAAAGCACGAAAGAGUGUCGCACCUCCUCCAUCCAAAAAAACUCAAACACAUUUGAGCAGGGGAACCGCGCACAUAUUAAUGCCCAGAUGUAUGUCAUUGCCGACAAAUAUGGCAUUACGGAACUAAAGGAACUCGCAAAGGAAAAGUUUAAACUAGCUCUUGAAAGUGAUUGGCAAGAUUUGACAUUCAUUUCAGUGGUUGAAUUUGUUUAUGGUCCUACCAGCCCUACAAAUUCAGAACUACGGGGUGUGGCUUAUCCGGAUUUUGCAUACGAUUUCUUGGUGCUGACUAUGGAGAAAGCGCUUCCGUUUCAACAACAAUGUGACGAACAAGCUGCCGAUCAGGUGCCAGUUAUACCCACAACGGGCGUGUCCCUUUCCCCAUUAGCUUCGAGUCAUAAGAGUCGCAGUCGGCCUACCCGAGAAAAUUAUUGUGGCGUCUGUAAAAGAUCCUUUGUUGACAGAUCUGCUCUUCGUCAGCAUGAUACAGAUGCUCAUUGGUGGUGCACAGAUUGUAAUACAAGUUUUAGGUCAGUUCAAAGAGCUCGGACACAUCGUUCGAAGUCGGAAGGAAAUGAAGGAAUAAGCAGUCAAAAGAGAUAG
Rasamsonia emersonii CBS 393.64 is the source of this 918-nucleotide messenger RNA. Its product is annotated as BTB/POZ domain protein. The coding region runs from base 1 to 918 and encodes 305 amino acids. Gene Ontology annotation, molecular function: protein binding. The transcript is spliced from 6 exons. The record is from RefSeq and is a predicted model, not a curated record. NCBI's taxonomy places the organism in Eukaryota, Fungi, Ascomycota, Eurotiomycetes, Eurotiales, Trichocomaceae.